CUAGCAUAUAAAAUGUCGACAAAACCCUAGCUCUCCUUCUCUCCUCCGUCACUGCCUCUCGAGCUAACACCAACCUAAAGUUAUUUAGCAGAGGCUUUGAGUUUUUGGGAGAAAAAUGGUGAGAAUCAGUGUGCUCAACGAUGCUCUCAAGAGCAUGUUCAAUGCCGAGAAGCGUGGCAAGAGGCAGGUCAUGAUCAGGCCUUCUUCCAAAGUCAUCAUCAAGUUCCUUAUCGUCAUGCAGAAGCACGGUUACAUCGGUGAGUUUGAGUAUGUUGAUGACCACCGAUCCGGCAAAAUCGUUGUCGAAUUGAACGGGAGGUUGAACAAGUGUGGCGUUAUCAGCCCACGUUUUGAUGUUGGUGUCAAGGAGAUUGAAGGUUGGACUGCCCGUCUGCUUCCUUCCAGACAGUUUGGGUACAUUGUGCUGACUACAUCCGCUGGCAUUAUGGACCAUGAAGAAGCGAGGAGAAAGAAUGUUGGAGGCAAGGUUCUCGGCUUCUUCUAUUGAAAAGCUUUAUGGGGAAAGAGACUUCUUCAUUCUGUUUUUUUUUUUUUUUUAAACUUUUGUCAUCCAUUUUCUUCGAGACUUCCUUCUCCCUUUUUGUUUCGAAUUUCGUGGUAACUAUGUUGGAUAGUUCUUAAACUACAUUUUUCUUUUGGUCUCAAGUUCUUGAGAGAUUCAUUCA
Brassica oleracea var. oleracea is the source of this 686-nucleotide messenger RNA. RefSeq names its product 40S ribosomal protein S15a. NCBI's taxonomy places the organism in Eukaryota, Viridiplantae, Streptophyta, Magnoliopsida, Brassicales, Brassicaceae. The record is from RefSeq and is a predicted model, not a curated record. Gene Ontology annotation, molecular function: structural constituent of ribosome. The transcript is spliced from 4 exons. Gene Ontology annotation, cellular component: ribosome; cytosolic small ribosomal subunit. Bases 116 to 508 code for a protein of 130 amino acids. Gene Ontology annotation, biological process: translation.